GUAUAUAGUAAAUCGAGUUCGAAGUUUGUCUGAUGUCCGGUUACAACUGCAUUCUUUACGAACAUUUCAAUUGGCGCGUGAUUCGGUAGUGAAAUGUUUGGGUACACAACUCGAUAAGCUGGACGAGAAGUAGCGAUUGGAAGAUAGUGGGAAAGAGAUUCAGUUGCUUUCCUUACAUGUGCGUGAAGCAACAUACUAGCAUAGGUAUAAAAAUAAUCUGCAGAUUAGCAUCAACAAAAAGCAGAGAAAAUGGUGCAAGACGCUAUAGAAAACGGAAUGCCUGGCGAAAGACCGAUAUAUGGUACAUUCAAUAAAUCGGAAACAAUUAUGAAAACGAAAUCUUUCAUCAGAAAAAUAUGGAUUGGCUACUCAUAUAUACCGUCACUAAUUUUAUUGGCGUUGGUGCUUUGGGCCAUUGGAUAUUCCUUAUUUGGAGAUAAAUAUGCAGGAAUUGAAAGCCAAUUAUUCAGUUUAGCUGUCUUGUUUAUAUUAGCUAAAAUUGUGGGAUGUUUGGUGGCUUACCUGAAGAUCCCACCAAUGGUGGGAAUGCUCUUAGUAGGCGUACUUCUACGAAAUGUGGGUUUCCUGCAUAUCACCGGAAAUUAUAGAAAUUUCACAAGCGUAUUAAGGCAAUUAGCUUUGGUGAAUAUAAUGUUACCAGCCGGUUUAGGAAUGGAUCCAAAAGCUCUGAAGAAAUUAAUAGGGAUGAUCCUGAACUUGGCCAUUGUUCCGGUCGCUGUUGAAGUAGUCGCUAUAGCUGUGGCAUCGCACUUUCUAUUGAAUCUACCUUGGUUAUGGGGUGUUUUGCUUGGGCUCCUUUUGGCUGCAGUGUCUCCGGCUGUCAUCAUUCCGUGUCUUUUCCAAUUACAAGAUAUGGGCUACGGUGUUAACAAAGGCGUCCACACCUUGGUUAUCGCAGCAUCAACCUUCAACGAUAUUAUUUGCAUAGCGCUCUUUGGGAUAGUACUUGGCAUAAUAUUCAGCACCGGUACUCUGGUGAUGCAAAUAUUACAAGGACCUAUAGUGCUGGCCAUAGGUUUCGGCUUUGGAAUUGUUUGGGGAUUUGUCUGUCGUUUGGUUCCUAGCAAACAUGAAGAUCAUGUGGUUACACUUAGAACGUUACUCUUAGGAUUAGGUUGCGUCCUGUCUGCAGUAGGAAGCGACGCAAUAGGUUAUGGUGGAGCAGGGGCCUUAGGUUGUAUAGUUGCUGCUUUUGUGGCGAGCCUAGGUUGGCGCAAAGAAGGAUGGGACAAUAACAAUCCGGUCCGAUUAAACUUUAUUCUUCUCUGGAAAUUCUUUGAACCAAUCUCAUUCGGUCUCAUCGGAAUGGAAGUUAACUUCGAAAUCCUCGAAGGUUACACUGUAUUAUACGGUACUAUAGCUAUGACAGCAGCUCUUCUGCUUAGAAUGGUAACUUCAUUUGCUGUGACGCAAUGUAGCAACUUGAAUUUAAAAGAAAAUAUCUUCGUGGCGAUUUCAUGGAUUCCAAAAGCAACUGUACAGGCGGCUUUGGGUCCAGCAGCCUUGGAUAUCGCAUGGAGUUUAGGAGACAAACAAUUGAUCGAAUACUCGAAUGUCGUUAUAAUCGUUGCAGUUAUUUCAAUUAUCAUAACUUCGCCUAUUGGUGCAGUGCUCAUCAUGCAAUUGGGACCGCGGUUUUUACAUAGAACAACUGAAAAUACUGCAACUGAAGUACUGCCGGAAGUGCAAGUAUCACAAAUCGAAAUGGAAACUCAAAAAAGUAAUUAAAUUUUAACGCUCAAUAAUAAGAUAUUUAGUUUAUUAAUUGUACUUAAAUC
Molecule: messenger RNA, 1799 nt
Organism: Nicrophorus vespilloides
Lineage: Eukaryota; Metazoa; Arthropoda; Insecta; Coleoptera; Silphidae
Product: mitochondrial sodium/hydrogen exchanger 9B2-like
Exons: 9
Coding region: 250-1749 (499 amino acids)
Biological process (GO): proton transmembrane transport
Cellular component (GO): membrane
Molecular function (GO): antiporter activity
Source: RefSeq, a predicted model, not a curated record